Messenger RNA from Paracoccidioides lutzii Pb01, 1776 nucleotides. RefSeq names its product SH3 domain-containing protein. The transcript has a single exon. The coding region runs from base 1 to 1776 and encodes 591 amino acids. Gene Ontology annotation, molecular function: protein binding. The record is from RefSeq and is a predicted model, not a curated record.
AUGUCUACGACGAUACCCCCUCCCGCCUCUUCUCCCUCUGAGGUUAACAAAUUCUCCUCAAUCCCGACCAUUUCUCCUAUUCCAUCACUCACAACAUCACCGGCCUCAAGACGGUCAAAUAUUCAACGGCCAUCAUCAUUUGCAAAGAAUCGCUUGUCAACAUACUCCUCCACCUCCUUCACCUCUCAAAAUUGCUCACGUCCCGCAUCGCACGCUUUUCCAGUUUUCCAUUCAAGUCUGCCUUAUGCCUUGGUACGAGACUUUGCCUACCCACCCAUCCAUCCUCUCCAUUACGGGUCACCCUCAAUUGAGUCAGGCAUCUCUACUCCGGUGAGCGAAGCUCGACGGUUAUCCGACCCCGCCGGACCCUCAUGGGAUGGCGCACGCGGUCAUUGGCCUUCCGCGUCAUGGAAUCCAGAGGCUAUGUAUAGCAAUCAACAACUCCCUGCAAUGACGUUUGGAGAUGGACCUCCCUAUAGUGAAGAUGAAGACUUGCACAGCCCCGUCGUGACAACAACCCGACACCGCAAACAUAAAUCUGCAUUUGCAGGGUCCGAAUACCACAGAGGAAGAAGUCCCGCUGCUAAAAAUGGCAAUUCAUCUUAUUCCGCUCAAGGUGAUGAGAGAGGUAUUCUUGUUGGGGUAAACGGCGACGGGAGCACGACAUACUAUGUCAAAGAUCAUGAUGCCGUUGAAGACGGACCAGGAGGGGAAUAUGUUACAUACCCAGCUAGAGAUAGCGUUGGUGGACCAUCAUACCUGAGCCCGAACUCACAUAGUCAACUUGGUCGACGCAGAGACUCCCAUUUCGCCGCGUCAUUCCAAGGCAGACAAACCCUCGAACCAGAUAUGGAACUACAAUCCGACGACGACAUUUCGGAAGAUGAUGAGGCGUGGAGAGAUUCCUCGCGCUAUUCACGAGAUUACCAAUUCACAAUCGUGUCGCCUGAUGAAGAAAUGCACGGCAAAGCCGUUGCGCUUUUCGACUUCGAUCGCGAACAUGAGAAUGAGCUCCCGCUCAAGGAGGGACAGGUUAUAUUGGUGUCCUAUCGCCAUGGGCAAGGCUGGCUCGUUGCUGAGGACCCUAAGACGGGAGAGAGUGGACUUGUGCCGGAGGAAUUCGUUCGUUUAGUUCGGGAUAUCGAGGGGGGCCUUAAUGGGUUGAACGGUGCGCUUUCUGGUUCCUUGACAGUGGGAGGAGAAACCCCCUCUCCGGAUUCAGAAUCUACGCCAACUCAGUGUGAAAACCACAAUGAACUACCGGCCCGUGACACCUCAUCCGACCAGUCUGCGCAGCAACAACAGAGUAACGGCAAUAUACCUCCUAACGAUACCGACGAGAACACCAACACACCCACCACCACCACCACCAACAAGAACAAUAAUAGUAAUCAUCACCAAUUCAAAUGUACCGCCUCACCCUCAAAUAUUAACACAAAAGACAAACCCCACGAACAGGACGCAGAGAAUAGUCGUAAUGGCAAUCACAAAGACCACACCCGCGAAAAGAAGCAAAACCCUGCCAUCCUCUCAACUUUCUCCACGAGCAGUCGCGAUCUAGAUCCUUACCCACUAGCAGGACAUCAGCAUCGGAAAUCAACACCACCACAAAUUGAGCAUUACGAUGGCGGUGGCAUAGGGAACGGAACAGGCACAGGCACAGGCGCGGGAAACCUGAACUUGAUGGCGUCUGGGUUGUGGGAAUCAUCCGUGCGCCCGAACAGUCUCCCUAAUAAUAAGCAGAGGACGCGGUCAGGGGAGGGGAAAACGGGUUAA